Messenger RNA from Lineus longissimus, 1321 nucleotides. Its product is annotated as CDGSH iron-sulfur domain-containing protein 2 homolog. Gene Ontology annotation, molecular function: 2 iron, 2 sulfur cluster binding. The coding region runs from base 50 to 445 and encodes 131 amino acids. NCBI's taxonomy places the organism in Eukaryota, Metazoa, Nemertea, Pilidiophora, Heteronemertea, Lineidae. The transcript is spliced from 3 exons. Gene Ontology annotation, cellular component: mitochondrial outer membrane; intracellular membrane-bounded organelle. Gene Ontology annotation, biological process: regulation of autophagy. The record is from RefSeq and is a predicted model, not a curated record.
GAAAACCUCAGGAAGCGAAACGACCGAUACUACCCAAAGAUAAUUCAAGAUGGGAGUUGUAGCUCAAUUUUUUCGCGAAAUUCUGCCAAAUUAUCUCAAAAAUCUGCCAAUCCCAUCAACGUUUGGCGAUUUUGCCGAAAUGACAGGGAAAGACUGGGUUGCACUUGUUCCUCUGGUUGGAACAAUUUCCUUUCUAAUAUUCGUCACAGCCAGAGCCUUUGCUCCAGGAUGCAGUGAUAAGAAGGCUGCUUGUGUCAACCCGGAUAUCAAGAAGAACAUUGAAAAGGUAGCAGAUACUGUUGACAUUGAGGACAUUGGUGAGAAAGCUGCUUUCUGUCGGUGCUGGAGAUCAAAGAAGUUCCCGUAUUGUGAUGGCUCUCACAAUCAACAUAACAAAAACUGCUGUGAUAACGUUGGACCUCUCAUCAUUAAGAAAUCUUCAUAGAUUAUUUUGCUGUGGUAUCCAUUGUCAUAUCAAUGUUUUGUGGAUGCUCCUAGCUUCCAUGAUCACUGUACUCUUAGUCCUUACAUUGGCUGUCCCGAGGACAUGAUUAAUAAAUUUAUUGACUAUUCUUGACAAGUCGCAGCAGCCAGAGUGAAAUGUAACAUAGUCCACAACUCAGGUAUAGACUGUAACUGGACUACUAUAUUAUGUCACUCAUCUAGCUAUGCAGUGGUAAAGUAUUAUACCAUAAUCAAAUGAGAAGCUUGCUUUGAUCAAAACACUAAUUUGCUUUGUAUACAUGUAUGUGCUAAUACUUCUCCGGAGGUAAAGGAAAUUCCAAAAAUUUUAAAAUUGGUUUUUCCUGUUCUACUCUUGUAAUUGUUGACAUCAAAUCUAGAGUUUAAAAACCCUUUGGGCCCAUGGAUAGUUUCAGUAGGUUUAGUAUGUAGUACCGGUACACUGAAUUCAGGGUGGGAUAUCAGAUUUGUGUCAAUUAUCCAUCAGUUCAUGCAGUUGUAGUAAUGGUAUUCAGGACUUCAUUACCAGCUGUGCAUGUACAUGUACAUUGCUUAUUAUGGUGCGACUGCAAGAUAAUACAAGGAGUUAUCUGUUGAUAUUGGAUGUUCAUGUAAUCUAACAUUAAAUCGGGUUGUAAUGUAAUCCUGUACGACAUUGACAUGAACUCCCUGCUGCUUUGUAUUUAUGAGGCAUUUUAUGUUAAUGAAGGCUGUAAAAUGUUUGGAAUCUAUUAAUAUGUAAACAUUUUUGAUUAAAAUUUGUGUUAUUGUAUGUCCUUUGUAAAUUGGGCGAUCAUACAUCGAGAUGUAAAGAAUAUACUUCAUGUUUUCUGAAUAAAGAUUUGACAAUUUGAAAACA